Parus major (Great Tit) is the source of this 1111-nucleotide messenger RNA. Its product is annotated as small conductance calcium-activated potassium channel protein 3-like. The record is from RefSeq and is a predicted model, not a curated record. Gene Ontology annotation, biological process: potassium ion transmembrane transport. Gene Ontology annotation, cellular component: plasma membrane; neuron projection; neuronal cell body. Gene Ontology annotation, molecular function: calmodulin binding; small conductance calcium-activated potassium channel activity. NCBI's taxonomy places the organism in Eukaryota, Metazoa, Chordata, Aves, Passeriformes, Paridae. The coding region runs from base 44 to 1111 and encodes 355 amino acids. The transcript is spliced from 2 exons.
AUGGCCAGGACAGGAUGUGUCCCCAUGGCCAGGACAUGUCCCCAUGGCCAGGAUGUGUCCCCAUGGCCAGGACAUGUCCCCAUGGCCAGGAUGUGUCCCCAUGUCCAGGACAGGACGUGUCCCCAUGGCCAGGACAUGUCCCCAUGUCCAGGACAGAACGUGUCCCCACAUCCAGGACACACCACCCCCCCCACCGAGGCCACCUCACCUCUCCAGGAACCACCACCCAAAUCCCUUCACACCACCCCCAUCCCCAUCCCGGCCACCCACUCUUUGUCCCCCGCGCGUGUCCCCUGUCCUGCAGGUCACCCCCUCUGGGCUGAGCCAUGCGGGAUCUCCCGGCGCUGUCCCCAGCAGAGCCAUGAGCAGCUGUCGCCACAAUGGGGGGGUGACACGUCCCCGCGUCCCCCUGAGCUCCUCCAGCCGCACCCCGCAGCCGCCGGACGGCCCAACGCCGCCACCGCCGCGCCCCAGCCCCGCUCUGCAGGUGGUGGUGUCCCAACCCGAGCAUCCCGUGGGGACCGACCCCGCUCCCGCUCCCACCGCGCUCCCCCCGGCACGGGAGGCGGCGGAGGAGCGGGCGGGGGAACCGCGGAGGAACCAGAACAUCGGCUACAAGCUGGGCCACCGCCGCGCGCUCUUCGAGAAGCGCAAACGCCUGAGCGAUUACGCGCUCAUCUUCGGCAUGUUCGGCAUCGUGGUGAUGGUCACCGAGACCGAGCUCUCCUGGGGGGUCUACACCAAGGAAUCGUCGUAUUCGUUUGCGCUCAAGUGUUUGAUCAGCCUGUCGACGCUGAUCCUGCUGGGGCUCAUCGUGAUGUACCACGCCAGGGAGAUCCAGGUGGGGCGAGAAACGGGAGUGGAAAAGGGAAAUGGACCCAGGAGAGCUCUGUGUGCGGUGUCUGGGCCUGGGGAGUGCCGGGGGGGAUGGAAAGGGAAAAAACGCCAUGUGUUCUUGGGGAGAAAUGGGUUUAGAUUGAAAANGCGGUGUCCCGGUGGCCGCAGCGAGGGGGGCGGGACGCGGUUCCGUGGGCAGGACACGGGGACGCGGAGCGGGGGUCGCGGUGUGGCGGGACACGGGCGGGACACGGGCACGGCCCCGCAGCAGUGA